GAGAGCCUGUUCUCAGUCAGCCGGGACGACAACUGCGCAUUUGAGUUACGCGGUGGGAGGGUGCAUCUGACCGAGGCUACAGAUAUAUACCGGAGCACUCAAGAAAAAUUGACGAGAGAAUGGGUAGUCUAUUGGAAGCAAUAAACAGGUGAUUGCGGGUACUAAAAUUUACAUCUGCGUCAGGAUUCACUUGACAGUAUAUAGGCCCUAUGGAAGUGUUUUGGUGAGAUUUCAUCAAAAGCCGCAAGGUUCCGAGCCUUCUAACACCGAUGCUGGUUCUUUUCUACCUCCCUCGUCGCUUAAUGACUCGGUGGACCUGGUCAUUCUCUGCGUCUUGUUGACUUUUCGGUAGCGGUUGAAGCGACAGUGCAUCAUGAAGUUCAAACCCAACCAGACGAGGACUUACGACGGUGAAGGUUUCAGGCGGCGAGCAGCGUGCUUAUGUUUCAAGAACGAACGAGAAGACGAGGUGUUGCUCGUGAGCAGCAGUCGUCAUCCGGAUCAGUGGAUCGUGCCGGGAGGAGGAAUGGAGCCGGAGGAAGAGCCCUGCGGGGCCGCCGUACGGGAGGUCUUUGAAGAGGCCGGAGUGAAAGGGAAACUGGGACGCCUCCUGGGUGUGUUUGAGCACAACCAGGACAGGAAGCACCGCACAUACGUGUACGUGCUGACCGUGACGGAGACUCUGGACGCCUGGGAGGAUUCGGUCAAUAUCGAUUUAAUGGGCUGCCAGGCUAUAAGCAGAGACGGUCAGGGAACGGCAAUCCACAAAAAGCCGAUUUACAGCCGUAAGCGGGAAUGGUUUCCAGUGGAAGAGGCGAUCAAGAUUCUGCAGAGCCACAAGCCUGUCCACGCCGAGUACCUGAGGCGCCUUCAGCUCAACUGUUCCGCCUCCAACAACGGCAACAUCCUCCUCCCGCCUGCUCCCCCCACCGACAACACGCCUCGCUACAGCACGCCUGCCGCUGCUUCCCACAGAUAGGACUGCUGUCCUGCCCGGUCUCGGGACCUGUAAUGACACAGCCACGCACGGGCACAGACACUUGUCUGGCUCUGUGAAACAGCAAGGACAUGACUUCCACUGCCUAUAGUCUUUUAAAAAGCCCUUUUGCUUGGACAUAAAGUCUAUGAGGAUGUGGUUUAAGAUUGCCUUAAGUACUUGUUUUUUUUUUUUUGGUUUUUUUUUUUUUGGUUUGGUCUGUAACUGACCAAACUGGGUUAUUUUACAUCUGAUGAGAUUUAUCUGUUGUUUUUAUUGUUCCUACCGCUGUUGCUGUCAUUACAUACAAGUCACAUGUCACAUGUGCUUUGCAGGUUAAAUGGAAAUCUGAAAUUGUUACCUCAAGUCCCCCGAUUACCCCUGUAGAGCGAGGGCUUUCGGGAUUGUUUCGGGAAUUGCUGUCUGCUCCUAUCUUCAGUGGGAGUGAAUGGGAAAUUCGCAGUAAUCCCCAGACACAUGUACCUCACUGUAUUUUACCCUUAAGUUAAGCAAACUGAGUCUCAGGCUCUGCGUUAGCCUGCAUACAUUUCAGAAUUGAUUCUGUGAGACUAACAUGAACCUCCCUUUAACACUCCUAAAACCAUUCACAGACAUCCCUUUAAUCACUCCCCCUUUAACACUAGACUUGGGUGUGCGAGGAAGUCAUUUUGAAUGACAGUUUAACUGUUCUGCUGAAUCAAAUCGUCAGAGGGGGUUUUAAUGUUACAUUUAAGGUAAUCUUAAGGUCAUUCAUCACUAAUGCUAAGAUCAAAAAAUGCGUUGUAAAUAUUUCCCAAGAACUACAGUUAAUUGUGUCAAAUUUUAAGUGAAAAGCCAAUGUGUUAACUUCUGCUGAAAUCUUUUCUAUCUUUUUCUAUUUAUAUGAAACAAACUGUGAUUUUAAAAAAAGAGCUUUUGCUAGGAAUCAAGUGUUCGGUACAGAUGUAUUAGUUCCCCAGACCUAAAUCACCUCUUAAACAGCGCAGUGAGCAGGUGAGCGAGACAUUGUUUGAAUGUGAAUAUGACGGUGUUCAAUGAACGGUUUUGCAUUCAGAUACAGGCGAGGUUCGCUAUUUAUUCUACUGAACUUCGGGAUCGGGACUGUCUCUCACCAGAAUAACAUUUAUCCUGAACCUGGUCCAGAUUACAGUUCAGGAAGGUCAGGAGACUGAUUGUAGACCAGCACGAGGGUUGAUCCAGGCCUACCUAGAGCUGAUUUAUGCUGCUAAAACCAACUCUACUCUUUGAUCAACUGGACUCUUUGACAUCUCAAUAUGAAUUUUUAGUGGGGCACACGUGGGGUACUGGAGUCUUCGCCUCACAGCUCUCCCUGGAUGUCUUUUAUGUGCGUGGAGUAUAUGUAUCUGUCAUGUUUGUGUAAAAAUGAAAGACACUUCCUCUCCAGUGCCAUACUUUAAGGGAUAGGGGUGGGGUUGUAUAUGCAAUGUGGAGUGAUGGAUUCUGAUUAUCCACUGAAACGAUUUAGGGAUCCAGUGGCCUCAUGGUCUCCGAUGGCCCUCAGGUUCUAUGAGAAUUCUCUCAUGAUGCUCUCCACUCUGUUCCGGUCUUUCCUCCAGAACCUUACGCCAUGGAAGAAUUAUACUAGCAAGUGUGGUGAAAGACAAAUCAAGUUAUCAAGUUAUGAACCAUACAAACUUGCAGCAUUGGUCGUCGUUUUCACUUUGCAUAACUAAGACGGCUUCGGUUAGCACUCACAGCAGUAUUUUACCGAUUAACUUUAUAUGAUUAGAACUCAUAAUAGUUAGACUGUAGUUAAGAACUGGAGACAGUCAAAUGGUUGAGGUGGCUGUAGAUGCGGUGUUGCUGGUUUACAUGUAGGUAAGUAACUUGAUGUGAAUGUUAUUAAGACGUAAUGAAGCCCAGACUAUGUCUGCGCUGUCACUCCUCUUCUUUAUUAAUGCAUACUGGGAAACUCUUGUUUAAUGCUACUAUGUACAGUUAUUGAGGGAUAUUUUCAUUUACAUAAUAUUGUAUUGCAUUUCAAAAGAACUUUCAUUAAAAAGGGAAGAACUUGAAUAAGUGAAUAAAAGGCUCUGAUGGA
Electrophorus electricus (electric eel) is the source of this 3038-nucleotide messenger RNA. It is a transcript of the gene nudt4b, whose product is annotated as nudix (nucleoside diphosphate linked moiety X)-type motif 4b. Gene Ontology annotation, molecular function: diphosphoinositol-polyphosphate diphosphatase activity; bis(5'-adenosyl)-hexaphosphatase activity; bis(5'-adenosyl)-pentaphosphatase activity. Gene Ontology annotation, biological process: diadenosine pentaphosphate catabolic process; diadenosine hexaphosphate catabolic process; diphosphoinositol polyphosphate metabolic process. Lineage: Eukaryota; Metazoa; Chordata; Actinopteri; Gymnotiformes; Gymnotidae. Gene Ontology annotation, cellular component: nucleus; cytoplasm. The record is from RefSeq and is a predicted model, not a curated record.